CCGAGGGCCAGUUUGCCGGCGGAGACUAGGGGCUUUAGGGUCAGAGUGGCGGGCGAGUGGCGCGCUGGGUGACUGCAGCCGCGCGGCGAGGCCUGCGCCAUGCCGGGGAUGGUGCUCUUCGGCCGGCGCUGGGCCAUUGCCAGUGAUGACUUAGUCUUUCCUGGGUUCUUCGAGCUGUUCCUGAGAGUGUUGUGGUGGAUUGGCAUUCUGACUUUGUAUGUCAUGCACAGAGGGAAGUUGGAUUGUGCUGGCGGAGUUCUACUCAGCAGUUACUUGAUUGUUCUUAUUGUACUCCUGGCAGUUGUUAUAUGUACUGUGUUAGCCAUCGUGUGUGUCAGCAUGAAAGGAACUAUUUGUAACCCUGGACCACGGAAGUCUAUGUCUAAGCUUCUUUACUUCCGCCUUGCACUUUUUCUGCCAGAGAUGGUCUGGGCAUCACUGGGAGCCGCCUGGGUAGCAGAUGGUGUCCAGUGUGACAGGACAGUUGUGAAUGGCAUCAUUGCAACCGUCAUUGUCAGUUGGAUCAUCAUCGCUGCCACUGUUUUCACCAUUAUCAUUGUCUUUGACCCACUGGGGGGGAAAACGGUUCCCUAUACUUCUGCUGGUCCUGGUCACCUGGAUAGUCAUGAAUCGAGCCAGUUACUUGAUGGCCUCAAGACAGCGGCUAUAAGCGUGUGGGAAACGAGAAUGAAGUUGUUGUGCUGUUGCGUGGGGAAAGACGAUCACACUCGAAUUGCUUUUUCGAGUACGGCAGAGCUUUUCUCAACCUACUUUUCAGACACAGAUCUGGUGCCCAGUGACAUUGCAGCAGGCCUGGCCCUUCUCCAUCAGCAGCAGGACAAUAUCAGCAGCAGGCAGGAACCAGAGGAGGUGAUCAGCCACUCCCCAGGGAACCCCCAGGAAGCUGAACUGGAUGCAGAAUUAGAAAAUUGCCAUCAUUAUAUGCAGUUUGCAGCAGCUGCUUAUGGGUGGCCUCUCUACAUUUAUAGAAACCCCUUUACUGGGCUGUGCAAGAUUGGUGGUGAUUGUUGCAGAAGCCGGACAACAGAAUACGAGUUGGUGGGAGGUGAUCAGCUCAACUGCCAUUUUGGCUCCAUCCUGCAUACAACAGGCCUGCAGUACAGGGACUUCAUUCACAUAAGCUUUCAUGACAAGGUAUACGAGCUGCCCUUCUUAGUGGCUCUGGAUCACAGGAAGGAGGCUGUCGUGGUUGCUGUGAGAGGCACCAUGUCUCUGCAGGACAUCCUCACUGACCUGUCUGCUGAGAGUGAUAGCCUCCACCUGGACAUAGACCUGCAGGACUGUGUGGCGCACAAGGGAAUUUCUCAAGCUGCAAGAUACAUUUACCGACGGCUGGUCAAUGAUGGGAUCUUGAGCCAGGCAUUCAGCAUUGCUCCUGAGUACCGGCUGGUCGUGGUGGGGCACAGCCUGGGAGCAGGGGCAGCUGCCCUGCUGGCCAUCAUGCUGCGGAGCUCCUACCCACAGGUCCGAGCCUACGCCUUCUCCCCGCCCCGGGGGCUCCUGAGCAGGUCACUUUGUGAGCACUCCAAGGACUUCGUCGUGUCCCUUGUGCUGGGAAAGGAUGUGAUCCCCAGAUUAAGUGUGACCAACUUGGAAGAUCUAAAGAAAAGAAUCUUGCGAGUGAUCGCUCACUGCAGUAAGCCCAAGUAUAAGAUCCUGCUGCAAGGCUGCUGGUAUGAACUGUUUGGAGGGAGCCCCGAUAACUUCCCCACUGAACUGGAUGGAGGCAACCAAAGAGACCUGACACAGCCUCUUCUAGGGGAGCAGAGUCUGCUGACACACUGGUCCCCAGCAUAUAGUUUCUCCAGUGACUCCCCACUAGACUCUCCCACCAAGUACCCGCCUCUGUACCCCCCUGGCAGGAUCAUCUACCUGGAGGAAGAGGGAGCUUCUGGGAGGUUUGGCUGCUGUUCUGCUGCUCAGUACAGGGCGAGGUGGGCACAUGAAGCGGAAUUCAGCAGAAUACUCAUAGGUCCCAAGAUGCUGACUGACCACAUGCCAGACAUCCUAAUGAGAGCCCUGGAUACCAUGGUCGCCGAUAGACCAGCCUGUCUCACUUGUCCAGGGCCGGGGGUCCCUAGUGUGGAUGUAGCAUGACCAGGCCUGCUGGAAAGUACCCCACAACAAUGGACACACAUUUUUUUCUUGGACUGCAAGUGACAUCCAUGAGGCUAGUAUCUGGAUGUCUGUGGACAGAAAUCUGAUUGGCUUUAAAUUCAGUCAGCUUUGGAAUGACUGCAAUUUAUGGGAGCUACUUAUGAACACAGUAUUAGCAGGAUCAGGAACCUGGGUGAGUGCCAGGGUAAUGGGAUUUCUGCACUGCAAGCAUGGAGGCAAGACCACCUCCAUGUCCUGAGAGCUGCCCGCUGCCUCCAAAAGAGAUCACAACAGUGUCUGAAGACCCUAACCUGACCUGUAGCUUCCCGUCAGGGUCUUGUCCUCCUACAGCUUAGCUGAGUCUCAACUUGGAUGGCAGGUGUGUAAUCUUUCACAUGGGGCUCCUUCCUCCUGGGUGGCCCUGAGUGUCAGCUGCUGAUGAAGAGUCAGCUUAGAAGGUAAAGGAGACCACACCUUGCACCUCUGGCCCUCUGGUUAGUGUCUAGGUGUUUCAAACCACAAGAAUUGAAUACUAAUUCUGCCCCUGGGAUCAGAGGGAGUUAAAAAAAAAUAAAGCAUUUAUACAGCAAGAGUA
Messenger RNA from Octodon degus (degu), 2713 nucleotides. It is a transcript of the gene Daglb, whose product is annotated as diacylglycerol lipase beta. Gene Ontology annotation, biological process: lipid metabolic process. The record is from RefSeq and is a predicted model, not a curated record. The transcript has 15 exons. Bases 100 to 2118 code for a protein of 672 amino acids. Lineage: Eukaryota; Metazoa; Chordata; Mammalia; Rodentia; Octodontidae.